AUCUAAUAUGUCUGCCGCUAUACUAUUGCUUCAAUCAUGUAAACAUGCCUCUCGAAAAACUUCACGGUCUCUAUAUAGGGAAUUGUCCAGUAUAACUGGUAAUAGAAAAACAGAUAUAGUAAUCGAUACGUUAACAUUGGGUAGAGCAGAAAGAUGGCUGAAGAAAUAUGAGGAUUUCAUAGGUCUUACAGAAGUUCGUGAAGCCCAGAGAAAUGUCAUAGAGUUCGAAAAAGAUUUUCUUGAAUCGCAAACCGUUCGCAGAGAGCGCCAAGCAGAAUUAUCAAAAGUUCAAUCCCAAUUGAGAGAUAUAGGAUCAAAAUUGGAUAAAGUUCAGAGAGGAGAUGAAAGAUAUUUACAACUAUUAACGGAAGAGCAUAAAAUUAUCAAAGCUGAAAACGACUUAACUAAAAGAUUAGAAGCAGAUGAAAAGCUUGAGCGUCACUUGUUUGCAAACCUUUCUUCCGCUGUGAGAGAAUCUCAUGAAAAGGAACGAACAAGAACGGAAAGAACAAAGUAUUGGUCUAUUAUUGGGUCUUGUGUAGGAGCUCUGAUUGGUAUUUUAGGCACAACAAUAAAUAAUUAUCUAAGAAUGCGGCAGCUCAGAGAGUUGAUUAGUGAUUCCACUCAAGAUGGUGCAGAACUUAGAAAGGUCGUUUCAUCACUGUCAACGGCCAUAAAUACAGAGCAUGAGAAUAUGAAUAAAUUUGUAGGCGAUUUAAAAGAAGCAAUAGGCUCGGAGGAUAAACCGGCAUUACUAUUAUCCAACCAAUUCGAUUUCAAAGAUAGAGAGAAGCUUGAAGCGCAAACUCAACGAAUACUUAGUGCUGUGAAAAUGGAAGAAGAUGAAUUAAAGAGGCAUAUGGAAGAGAUUAAGUCAGCAUUAGCUAUAGGACAUAAAGGUGAAGGCUCUGUUGUUUACGUUGGACCAGACUUGCAGGAAAUACUUGAUGAGAACGAAAAAAAAAUAGAAGUACAAAUGAAAGUGAAUGCUUUAUGGACUGUAACGGCUAUAUAUGGUGCUGUAAUGUUAACAGCUCCUCUCCUAUUUUACUUCCUAAAGAACUCAUAGGCAAAUUAGCUUAAUAAAACUUUAUAAACCUAACGGUCUUUAAUAAGACCAGAACGGACAAAAAAUUGCAUGUUAUAAAAAUACACAACCUUCAUUGAGGAAAGUUAUAGAAAAUACAUUAAGAGUAUUAAU
This is a messenger RNA of Dimorphilus gyrociliatus, 1201 nucleotides long. Lineage: Eukaryota; Metazoa; Annelida; Polychaeta; Dinophilidae. The record is from the annotation of a GenBank genome assembly.